Spodoptera exigua (beet armyworm) is the source of this 663-nucleotide messenger RNA. The record is from the annotation of a GenBank genome assembly. NCBI's taxonomy places the organism in Eukaryota, Metazoa, Arthropoda, Insecta, Lepidoptera, Noctuidae.
AUGACCGAAAGCCAAUUUUACACACGGGCAGCAAAUUACUGGGCUAGCGUGCCAGCGACGGUCGAUGGAGUGCUCGGAGGCUUUGGUCACAUUUCAGAAACCGACAUCAAUGGAUCCAAGGCGUUCUUGGAUGACAUACUUGCCUUCGAAAAUCCACCCGCUACCAAAUUGGCAUUGGACUGUGGUGCAGGGAUCGGCAGAGUUACUAAGUACGUACUUCUCCCACGAUUUGAAAAAGUAGAUUUAGUAGAACAAGAUGAAAAAUUCUUAAAAACCGCUAAAGAAUUCAUCGGAUAUGAUGACGAAAAGCUAGGAACACUAUACCAAAGUAGUCUUCAGAGCUUCAAGCCCGAAAAAAAAUAUGAUGUCAUUUGGUGCCAAUGGGUAACUGGACAUUUGAAGGAUUAUGAUUUGAUUGAUUUUUUCGAGAGAUGCCGAAUGUCUUUGAACACGAACGGUGUGAUGGUAGUUAAGGAAAAUGUAACAACAUCGACAGAAAUCGAGUACGAUGAGAAUGACUCGUCGGUAGCACGGCCUAUGGAGCUGCUACAAAUAUUAUUCUCCGAAGCCAAACUGAAGACAGUGAAAACUGACAUCCAACAAGGAUUUCCACCUGAAAUUUACCCAGUUCAUUCUUUUGCACUAACUAGUAUGGAUCAAUAA